AUGGGCCGAGGACCCGAAGAGGGGCGGGGGGACUCACGUUUCUCUGACAUCACGGCGGGUGCCGGAGCAGCCGGGGGCCAGCAGCCCCACUGCCACGGCCACUGCGCACCAGCGCCUGCCCGCCCGCCGCCCCCCGAAACUGCCGCUCCCCGGCACCUCCGGACUCAGCCAGAACCCCCAGAACCAGCCCUCGCCUGCACCCUGGAACUUGGGGAGACAGAGAUCAACUUUGCCAUUAUUCCCCCCUUUCCUGGCCCCCCACAUGCAUCGCGGGAUGGAGCCUUGCUCCUGCAGCCCAGGCCAGGGAAGGCAGAGCAGUGCUGGAGAUCCUGUCCAAGUGAUGGUGGGACCAGGAUAGAGGACCUGCAGCAAGGAUGUUUGAAACCAAGCCAGCUGAGAUCCUCUUGCCUCGUGCUUUUCUUGCUCUCCUUGCACUGGGCUUGCCUCCAGCUGGGCGAUGCUUUUCCCAGCACCUCUGAUUACCUCCAGCGGGGCUGGCAGCGGCUGCUGGAGGAAGAAGGCUGCGCCGAGUGCCGGCCAGAGAGUGCCCGGUGCCGCGCGGGGUGCCUGGCUGGCACAGUGCGGGAUGCCUGUGACUGCUGCUGGGAGUGCGCCAACUGAGGACAAAUCUGUGACCUGGACAACACCAACUACUUCUAUGGCAAGUGUGGGGAGCACUCUGGAAUGCGGCUGGACACUGGGGACCUGCAGCGUAGAGAGGUGCCCGAGCCCCAAGUGCGCUGCCUCUCCCACCUGGCCCUCUGCGGCUCUGAUGGCAAAACCUAUGCCCAGAUCUGCAGGUUCCUGGAGGUUGCCCGUGCCCAUCCUGAUGCCAACCUCACAGUGGUCCACGAGGGGCCCUGCGAAUCAGAGCCCCAGAUCAUCUCUCCUCCCUAUGACACGUGGAAUGUCACUGGACAGGAUGUCAUCUUUGGCUGCGAGGUCUUUGCUUACCCCAUGGCAUCAAUUGAGUGGAGGAAGGAUGGCACAGAGAUGCUGCUUCCUGGAGAUGACCCCCACAUUUCUGUUCAGUUCAGAGGUGGCCCUCAGAAAUACGAAGUGACAGGCUGGCUCCAGAUCCAGGGUGUGCAGGUGACGGAUGAAGGCACCUACUGCUGCUUCGCCAGGAACAGGGUUGGGGAGGUGAUGGCAUUAGCCAGCCUGACUGUCCUGACACCAGACCAGCUCAACCUGACAGGCUUUUCCCUGCCAAAGCCCAGAACGAUGCCUGAGGACUACGGGGAGAGUGAGGAGGACUAUUACUAGCCCAGAGAUGGGAUGUCCAGCUGCAGAGAUCAUCUUUCUCACUGUGGCUACUCCAGGGGGUUGGAGACAUCUCAGAAGCAAGAACGUCCUAGCCCAAAACUCCUUCUCUGAACAGUCCUGGCACAGCAGCCUCUUUUUUGGGGUGGGGAACAGGGUGACAAAUCCCUUUGCUGGGGGAUGCUCAGGGAGCGAACACUGUCUGGCUGGUGGCUCAGGGCUGGGGCUGAGGGUGGCUCUGCCUGGUGGAAGGGUGGGCAUGUCCUCAAGUCCUGAGAGGGGAUGUGGUGACAAGUGAGACAUUGCAGGGGCAUCCACUGCAUGAGCUAUGAGGACCUGAUGCUGGGGGUGGAGGCAGCUUACCCUCACCAGCCCCGGGAGAGGGAAGACAGAACAAUGCCAUCAGCCCUGUGCAAACUAUUUUGGCAAAGCCAGAGCAGAGGGCUGGGACCCUCUGAGUGUCUCCUUCAGGACAACCUGCCUCCCUCAAGGCAAGGGCACACAGGCUUCUUCCCAGGACGUGGGGAAUUUGCUGCUGAAACAUCCUUCUUUCCCAGUUUGUUUUUAGCUGGAAAAGUAGUGAUUUAAGGAAACCAGACUCCUGUGGUUUUCACAGUGCUGUCUUUGCUCCCCUGGACAAUGUUGGCCCAACCACCCAUGUGGUCAGAAACACUUUGGCCUUUUCCAAGCAAAUUUGUGUUUUCUAUUCCAAGCAGCUCUUUACUUUGCUAUUUCAGUUAAUGUUAGUUAAAAUAUACAUGUAAGUCAAGACU
Molecule: messenger RNA, 2036 nt
Organism: Calypte anna (Anna's hummingbird)
Lineage: Eukaryota; Metazoa; Chordata; Aves; Apodiformes; Trochilidae
Gene: KAZALD1
Product: Kazal type serine peptidase inhibitor domain 1
Biological process (GO): regulation of signal transduction; regulation of cell growth
Cellular component (GO): extracellular region
Molecular function (GO): insulin-like growth factor binding
Source: RefSeq, a predicted model, not a curated record